Messenger RNA from Quercus lobata, 713 nucleotides. RefSeq lists its product as uncharacterized. Bases 1 to 651 code for a protein of 216 amino acids. The record is from RefSeq and is a predicted model, not a curated record. The transcript has 3 exons. Lineage: Eukaryota; Viridiplantae; Streptophyta; Magnoliopsida; Fagales; Fagaceae.
AUGAGAGCUACGUCAUCUGGUGCUGUUCCCCCUCCUCCCUCUUCUACAGGUGUUGAUACUGCUGAGACAUUGGGUACUACUGCUGCUGAUGCUGAUGUUCCUUCACUGACUACUUCAAAUGAUUCAGACAUUCAAUCUAUAUAUAUUGUAGAAGUUAUAAAUGAGCUCCAAGAUGAGCUCAACAUAUACUGGAGCUACUUGGGAUUAUCUUUGGAGAUGUUUCAAAGCUUGAAAUGGAUUUUUGUUAUUGGAAACAGCCAAUUAUCGAAUUUUUUAAGGCAUAUCGCUAAAGUGAGGCAAUUAUGGCAGAGAUGGAAUCUCAGGAGCUUUAUUCUCUUUAGCAUUGUGGUUCAGAUAUUUUUGCUUUUUACUGCACCCCUGAGAAAGGAAACGGCAAACAAAGCUUUCAUCAUUAUCAUCUGGGCAGCUUACCUGAUUGCAGACUGGGCUGCUGGCUUUGCAGUUGGACUAAUCUUUGACAGUGAAGAGAAAUAUACUGCCUCUGGUGCCAUCAAUAAUACUGUUAGUUUUCUUGUGACGAAGAACCAUGGUAUCUUUAGUACUGUCAGUUCCAGGACCAAGGAUGAUACUGGUCUUCUGCUGAUGUGGACACUUUUCUAUUGUUACUGGUUGGUGGCCAAGACAAAAUAACUUCUUUUGCUGUUGAGGAUAAUGAGUUGUGGAUUAGGCACUUGAUUUGGCUCUUGCUCCAA